AUGGCCCUGUAUUGCUGGGGCGACGCCUCACACUGUCAAUUGGGACUUGGUGGCAUCGAUAAUGAGCAGAUCCUUGCACCUAGUCAGAUAGAGUUCGCCGGUGCAACAGAUUGCCUGCGGACAUCGCCACACGCUCUUCCUGCGGAAACAACGAUCACCACCAGCUUGGCCACGAUUCCGAUACCUGAGCUGCAGGCCUAUGUUGUCAUCCAGAUUGCCUGUGGCAGCCGCCAUUCCAUGGCCCUCACCGAAUGGGGCCAGAUCCUGAGCUGCGGCGACAACGAUUGCGGACAGGUGGGCCAUUUCACCGAUAACGAUGUCAUUGAGCUGUCAAAGAUCUUGUGCUUUCUAGUGUCCAAAAGAUUGGUGGUGGUGGUGCAGAUUGCGUGCGGCAACAAUCACAGUCUGGCACUCACGAGCUGUGACGAACUCUACUCCUGGGGCUACAACAUCUAUGGCCAGCUGGGCGUCCAGUCGCCCAAAGAUCUGCCGCACUUCAAUGCCCCUGUGCAGCUGACGACCAUCUUGGGCACCCCACUGGCCACCAUCGCAUGUGGGGGCAACCAUUCUUUCCUCAUCUCCAAGUCCAGUGCAGUGUUCGGCUGGGGCAAGAACACUUGCGGCCAGCUGGGGCUCAAUGAUGAGCAGAGUCGUGCGUAUCCCUCGCAACUGAAGACAAUGCGCACGCUGGGCGUGAGAUUCGUGCCCUGCGGUAACGAGUAUUCCGUGUGCCUCACCAACGAGGGAGGCGUCUUCACCUGCGGUGCUGGCAACUACGGCCAGCUGGGGCAUGGCGUCAGCUACAACGAGAUGAUACCCCGCAUGGUCAUGGAACUGAUGGGCAGCACCAUCACCCAGAUGGCCUGCGGCAAUCGGCACACGCUCGCGCUGUCCAUGGAGGUGAUCUUCAAGAGUCAGGCGUGCCUGAACGGCUCGUUUCUGCUCUCGAACGACGAGCAUUUUGACUGCUCUGCACGCAAUUAUGGACUAGAUCUGAAGGCCGCCGAGGUGGCAUUCGAUCAUCUACGAAGUGUGGAGAAUGAGAGCAUAAAGCAGGUGCUGGCCCAAACGCCAGUGGAUUACUUCGAGCGCCUGGUUAACAUAUUUCUGCACGUGGUGAUUCACAUCAUCAGCUUCUAA
Messenger RNA from Drosophila persimilis, 1140 nucleotides. RefSeq names its product probable E3 ubiquitin-protein ligase HERC4. NCBI's taxonomy places the organism in Eukaryota, Metazoa, Arthropoda, Insecta, Diptera, Drosophilidae. Bases 1 to 1140 code for a protein of 379 amino acids. The record is from RefSeq and is a predicted model, not a curated record. The transcript has 6 exons.